Messenger RNA from Trypanosoma theileri, 825 nucleotides. RefSeq lists its product as uncharacterized. Bases 1 to 825 code for a protein of 274 amino acids. The record is from RefSeq and is a predicted model, not a curated record. NCBI's taxonomy places the organism in Eukaryota, Euglenozoa, Kinetoplastea, Trypanosomatida, Trypanosomatidae. The transcript has a single exon.
AUGAAUACUCGUCAUAGGAAGUUGGCUCCUAUUCCAUACAAGCCAUCUGAGAAAUGGCACCUUAUGCAUGAGGAGUAUUUUCCCAUUUUUGUCCCUGACCGCCGUGAACAGGUGGAGUACUGGUAUAAUAAGACCGCAACCGGACAACAACGGGAUGCCUUCCGUCGUAUUUGUGAACGCAUGUAUGCACAGGAUCCCAAUAAACAAGAGCCAGAAUACAGUGCGGCCUAUACACGUAAUAUUGCGAUAUGUGAAGUAAAAGUGAUGUUAAAGGAAUAUGGAGAAGUACUCUCCGAGUUGGGGAAGAGACUUGCUCGUGUUUGGAUUCUACAUGAGGCAACUCGUCGAGAUAAGGAAACUUUUCGUGAGAUCUUCACCGGAGCACAGACUCUCUUUAUUCCUGUUUCCGUUAUGAAAGCAGACUACGUAGCACCAGAUGAGGAGGUUUACAAGGAUAUGGAUCGAAGUAAUUUUCUCUCCUCUGUGGACUGGAGCAGUUCAAAGGAGAGUGAAAAGAGACAAGAACUUCAUCGAAAGAAGUUUGGUGAAAAACGUUUAACGCUUGAGCAACAACGUCCACGUGUGACCAAACCAAAGAACCAAUUUGAUGGUAUCAAUCCUCUCGCAACACUUGGGUAUACAGAUAUCAGUGAAGAAGAGGCUGUAGUGAAACUCCGAGAAAAACUAGAAGAACAUGCAAAUUCAGAUAGAUACUACACUGUUGAUGGAUGUACAGUUUAUGUUGCUGGAAACUCUAAAAAGAUGAAUCCAAGUGUCGCCAACAGUAUAAAGGGUGGAGUUAUUGCAACCAUCUGUGAGGACUGA